Messenger RNA from Sarcophilus harrisii (Tasmanian devil), 1527 nucleotides. RefSeq names its product PDZ and LIM domain 4 (gene PDLIM4). The transcript is spliced from 7 exons. The record is from RefSeq and is a predicted model, not a curated record. Lineage: Eukaryota; Metazoa; Chordata; Mammalia; Dasyuromorphia; Dasyuridae. Gene Ontology annotation, biological process: muscle structure development; actin cytoskeleton organization; heart development. Gene Ontology annotation, cellular component: Z disc; stress fiber; adherens junction. Gene Ontology annotation, molecular function: actin binding; muscle alpha-actinin binding. Bases 38 to 1198 code for a protein of 386 amino acids.
GAGGAGGAGAGAGGGGAGGGGCUGGAGCAAGCAGGGGAUGCACCGGAGCCGACCAAGGGGCCCCGGAGGCAGCAGCGGCAGCUGCGGCAGUGGCGGGAUCGCGGCGGCGGCCCCUAGUGUACUGCCCCCCGGUGUCCGGGCCCCCGGAGACGCCAUGCCCCACACAGUCACUCUCCAAGGCCCCUCACCAUGGGGCUUCCGCCUGGUGGGCGGCAAGGACUUUAGUACCGCGCUCACCAUCUCCCGGAUAAACCCUGGCAGUAAGGCAGCCUUGGCCAACCUUUGCCCAGGAGAUGUGAUCCAAGCCAUUAAUGGGGAGAAUGCAGAUAGUAUGACUCAUCUGGAAGCCCAGAACAAGAUCAAAGCAUGUCUGGACCAGUUGACCCUCUCUGUGAACAGAACUGAAGGUAAGACCUGGUCAUCUGGCAGUCCUGAUGAUGGCAAAGCACAAGCCUACAGAAUUAACAUAGACUCGGAGCCACAGGACAAUGGAUUCACUCACAGUAGAAGGUCUUCAGCUUCAGGAGGGAGCCUGGCUGACAGCAAGACUAACCUGGGCCUUCAGUAUGGGACCCCAUCCCGCCUCUAUUCCCACAACAAUGAAGCCAGUUUGCAGGCACAGAUGAGCAACCUCCAUGUGUCUCCACCCCACAGGCAGCAGCUGGAAGGUUCCCACAUGGGACCUGUGCUUUCUCUCUCUUCCACACCCAGCAGUGCUGACUCUACAAGAUCUCUUCCAAGGAGCAGGAAUGGCAUUGACGUGGAAUCUGAUGUGUACAAAAUGCUCCAGGAAUAUGGGGAACCUGCCUCAGAACCCAAGCAGUCUGGUUCCUUCAGAUACCUACAGGGAAUGCUAGAAGCUGGAGAGAAUGGUGAGAAACUAGAUCGAGCAGGUGGCCCCAGGAACCUCAAGUCUCCUGUCUCCAAGCUAGGUGGUCCCAUGGGCAGCCUGCAGUUGCUUCCUGAGUGUACCAGAUGUGGGAAUGGCAUCGUGGGCACAAUUGUGAAGGCACGGGACAAACUCUACCACCCUGAGUGCUUCAUGUGCAGCGACUGUGGCCUCAACCUCAAGCAGAGAGGGUACUUCUUUAUUGAGGAACGUCUGUAUUGUGAGACCCAUGCCAAGGCACGGGUGAAGCCUCCAGAGGGCUAUGACGUUGUAGCUGUCUACCCCAAUGCCAAAGUCGAACUUGUCUGAGAGCAGCCCAGCCAUACCCAGACCCAAGGGCAUUGACAGGGUGGGCUGUCCUAACCAUGCACACACACACACACACAUCACAUUCUUUGUAACACGGCUCAAACUUUGUAGGUGACACUUUCACAGUAAAAUACCUUUACCCUCAGGAGAAGGAAAGGUAUCAAAUUUGCCCCAUGGAAGAGCUGUUUCCUUCUCCUUGCGCUGCUCCCUGUCCAUAUUGUAAUUUCUGCUUUUGUUAACAUUUCUGCCCUGGCCUCAACCAAACUUUCUGUAAAUAUAGGAAGCCUUUUCUACUUUGUCACCAAUAAAACCAGCAUUCUAUAUUUUGA